Molecule: messenger RNA, 1143 nt
Organism: Temnothorax curvispinosus
Lineage: Eukaryota; Metazoa; Arthropoda; Insecta; Hymenoptera; Formicidae
Exons: 4
Molecular function (GO): nucleic acid binding
Source: RefSeq, a predicted model, not a curated record
AUGUCAGUGGAAAUGUGGAGGACCAGUCAGUUAUGGUGGCAAGGGCCUGAGUGGCUCGUCACCGAUCAAUGGCCUGAACAACCAGAAAUCUUAGGCGAUACGUCCGAGAUGAAGAUCACUGCACUAAUCGCCACCAGAAACGAGAAGCAAAUUUACUUGGCGCAAAAAAAGAGUGGCCCUUUAACGCCAGCCGAAAUAGAGCAAGCGGAAACUAUCAUAUUGAAGACUGUCCAGCGAGAAGUUUUCCUGAAGGAGAUGCGGGCUCUCGAACAGCAGCAAUCGAUUCCCAAGGGUAGUAAGUUGUCGUCCCUCAGUCCUAUCUUGGAUCAGGAGGGAGUCAUAAGGGUAGGUGGUCGGUUAUCACAGGCCGACAUUCCCGAAACUCAGAAGCAUCCAAUAUUGUUGCCAGCCAAGCACCACGUUACAACUAUCCUCAUGAGGAAGGAGCAUCUCAGGCUUCACCAUUGCGGCCCGGAGCAGUUGCUCUACUCAACACGUGUACGAGAGAGUCGCAGGCGGGGAAGGAUUCACAUCUCGAAGGCCUGGAUCGCCGUGUUUACCUGUUUUGCCACUAAGGCCGUGCACAUAGAGCUAGUGACGGAGUUAACUACCGAGUCAUUUCUAGCUGCAUUAAGAAGGUUUGUGGCGAGAAGAGGAAUUUGCUCGAAGAUCGUGUCCGACAACGGCACUAAUUUUGUCGGAGCUGCGAGAGAGCUAGCAGAAGUAUACGAGUUUCUUCGGAAGGAGAAAGAAGCCAUAGCCACAUACUUGGCUCGUCAGAAAAUCGAAUGGAGGUUUAUUCCUCCUCGAUCUCCACAUUUUGGAAGUCUUUGGGAGGCCGCUGUCAAGGCUACCAAGCGUCACGAAGGGUCUGGGGAUUCAUUGUUGUUUCCACCAGAGUAUAGUUAUAUGAAAGUCCCGGAUAACAAGCUGUCACGAUGGCAGCAUGCUCAGAAAUUACGCCAGCAUUUCUGGAAGCGUUGGCAGGAGGAAUACCUCCAAGAGCUGCAAAAGCGUCAUAAGUGGCGUAAUAAGGGCAAGGAUCUCGAGGUCGGUACUCUAGUCAUUCUGAAGGAGGACAAUACACCCCCUCUACAGUGGGUCCUAGGCCGAGUGGAGGAAGUUCAUCCUGGCAAGGACAAC